This is a messenger RNA of Glycine soja, 804 nucleotides long. RefSeq lists its product as uncharacterized. The transcript has 3 exons. The record is from RefSeq and is a predicted model, not a curated record. NCBI's taxonomy places the organism in Eukaryota, Viridiplantae, Streptophyta, Magnoliopsida, Fabales, Fabaceae. The coding region runs from base 225 to 461 and encodes 78 amino acids.
ACUUACACCGGUGUGGAAAAACUAGGGGCGGAAAAGAGCUCUUUAAAACCCACAUUUAAUGAACCAAACAAUUGCGCGUGAGAAUCACUUGUUGUUCAUAGUCCCCCGUAUAUAUCCGUUCUUUUUUCUUCCUUCCUUCCUUCCUUCCUUCAACGCUCAGCACUCAAAUCCUCUGAGAGAAAAAAAAAUUAGGGUUUUGCAUUUCGGGUCAGACAGACUCAGACAUGGGAGGAGGCAAUGCCCAGAAGUCAAAGAUGGCUCGCGAGAAGAACCUCGAGAAGCAGAGGGCUGCCGCUAAGGGAAGCCAGUUGGAUUCAAACAAGAAAGCCAUGUCUAUUCAGUGCAAGGUGUGCAUGCAAACAUUUAUAUGCACCACAUCAGAAGUGAAGUGCAAGGAGCAUGCUGAAGCCAAACACCCCAAAUCUGAUCUCCAUGUUUGUUUUCCUCAUCUUAAAAAGUGAAAGAGUGCAUGUUGAGACAUGAUAUAUCAAUAUAUGGCCUGUUAUAUAGUCUCUAUCCACAGAGAUCUUCAAUUUCUUUUAUAACAAAUAUGUCUGUGUGUUUGUGUCUUGGGGGGUAGGGAGAGACGAGAGGGGAUAAUUAGUAAGUUUUUCCAUUGUUUAAGCGUGAGAAACUGUGUUAAUUUUCUCUUUUUUUGUCUAAUUGUAACUUAUGAAUGAUUGCUAGUGUCAAUAUUAAUCUUCUUACAGAAUCAUAGAUUACAUGAAAGUGUUUAGGAAUGACAAAUAUGAAAAUAAGGGUCUCCGUUCCUAAAAUUUGGGGAAAAUGUCUAUUGAAAUCUUA